AUGACGCAGCACGCAGCACGCACGUCGGAGCGCGCGGCGUGUUUCAGGCGGGAGAGAGCUGAGGCGAUGGCGGCCCCGGGGCCCACCUCGGCCUCGGCCUCGGGCUCGGAGGAGGCGGACAGCGGGGACUCGGAGGCCGAGCAGUUCGAGUGUCAGGGCCACUGCCCGGAGCUGUCGCGCCGCCAGAACGAGCAGCGGAAGCGGGGCCUGUUCUGUGACCUGACGCUGGCGGUGGGCGGCCGCGAGUUCCGCGCGCACCGCUCGGUCUUGGCCGCCGCCACCGAGUACUUCGAGCCGCUGUUGGGCGGCAACUUCGAGGAGUCGCGGUCGGAGCGGGUGGAGAUGCGCAAGUGGAGCGCCGAACCCGGGCCCGAGCCCGACACGGUGGAGGCCGUCAUCCAGUACAUGUACACCGGCGGCAUCCGCGUCUGCACCGGCACCGUACACGAGGUGCUCGAGCUGGCGGACAGGUUCCUCCUGCUGCAGCUGAAAGAAUUCUGCUGUGAGUUCCUCAAGAAAAAGCUUAAUUUGACCAACUGUGUGGCUGUCCAUAGCCUGGCACACAUGUACUCCCUCGACCAGUUGGCAUUGAAAGCUGCAGACAUGAUCCGUAGAGACUUCUCCAAGGUGGUACAAGAUGAUGAGUUUUACACUCUGCCUUACCACUUGGUCAGGGACUGGCUUUCGGAUGCAGAGAUCACGGUGGACUCUGAGGAGGUGCUGUUUGAGGCUGUGGUGAAGUGGGUGCAACGUAACCCUGAGGAGAGGGAGAAGCAUUUUGAAGAAUUGUUCAAGCUGCUGCGCUUGCCCCAGAUGAAACCCACUUACCUGACUCGGAUUAUCAAGUCCGAGCGGCUCGUGGCUGAAAACGAAAGCUGCCUGAAGCUUGUAUCUGAAGCUGUGGAGGGUCAUGCACUGAGGUCUGAGAACCUUCAGCCUGGUGGUAACCUAGAGCACUGGGCCUCCAGAGUGAUGUCAUUUCAACCCCGCUUCGGGCAGAACAUGGACGUCAUAAUGGUGGUUGGUGGAGUGUCUGAGGGGGGGGAUUACCUUAGCGAAUGCGUAGGAUAUUUCAUUGAUGAAGAUCGAUGGGUGAAUCUUCCCCACAUUCACAACCACCUAGAUGGACACGCUAUGGCAAUCACAGAGACCCAUGUGUACGUGGCUGGCUCCAUGGAACCUGGGUUUGCUAAGACCGUCGAGCGGUACAGCCCAAACCGCAACAGCUGGGAGCAAGUCAACAACCUGAUCACCAGGAAGCACUCCUUCGGCCUAUCGGCCGUGAAGCAGAACCUGUACAGUAUUGGUGGACAUGGGAAUUUCAGUCCGGGUUUUAAAGAUGUUGAUGUUUAUGAACCUGCGCAGGACAGGUGGCACCACUUGGAAUCGGCCCCAAAAAUCCUGAGAGACGUGAAAGCGGUCAGUGUGGAGGAUCGCUUUGUGUACGUCACCGCCCGCACCCCCGUGGACACCGAUAACGAGGACGGACUGGAGACUGUGAACGCUAAGUAUGACACCGACACAAGACAGUGGCAGGACGUGACCUCCCUGCCCCUGCUGGACAACUACUGUGCUUUUCAGAUGGCUAUUGCGAGCACAAACUUUUACCACACGGCUUCCUGCUGCCCCAAGAGCUACUCGCUGACGGACGAGGAAGCCAAGCAGAAGAUCUGCGCCAGGACGGCGGAUGAAAUCCUGGAAAGUUUACCGCCGGAGGUGCUGAGCAUCGAGGGAGCUGCCAUCUGCUACUUUCGAGAUGACGUCUUCAUCAUUGGCGGCUGGAAGAACAGCGAUGACAUUGACAAGCAGUACCGGAAGGAGGCGUACCGCUAUUGCUCUGAGCGGAAGCGCUGGAUGCUCCUCCCGCCCAUGCCUCAGCCACGUUGCCGGGCAACUGCCUGCCAUGCGCGGAUCCCUUACAGGUUCCUAUAUGGCUCUCAGAGGUAUCCUAUGCCCCAGAAUCUGGCCAGGCAGAGAGAACGGAUGCAGCAAAUGCAGCAGUUACAUCGACGGUCUCUGAGUCUAAGACGGCAACUCCAGCCACAAGUUGAGUGUUAAGCUCGAAUGUUUCGCCGAAGCAAUUUUCAGCCCCACCUCCAGCACUGUCAGAGCGAUGGUAAUCAGCAACCCUGUAAGCAAAAAUCACACCCAUCCGGCUGUGCUCAACAGGCUCCCAACUAAUGGGAGCAGGGAGUUGGGACAAGAAAUUGUCGAGGCUUUGUACGAGUUACCCGGUUUGUGCUGAUCGUGUAAUCUCUUGUCAUGGUGAGGCGGUGCCCAGCAGAAGGCCAAGUGUUUGCCCGAAGUCAUUCUGGCCCUGGAUACCUCCUGCAUUUCAGAGCAAUAUUGGAGGCGUGGGAACAAGGCUGUGGGUGGCACUUGCCUUGAGCAGUUUGGCUGGACCGUUUCGAUGAGAGCUGAAGCUGUCCUCUGGGUUGGUGCAAAGCUGGAUUCCCGCUUGUGUCCUGUGCUUACGUGGAGAGAUCAGCUCCUUCUCUUGUGUGUUCUGAUACGGUGGUUUUAAUCAGCAUGAUAAUCGUAUAUUCAGUGCAGUCGUUAGUCAUUUCUUGAGAGCAGAGCUUUUUAGUUCUUUGUAGGAGGUCUCAAAAUGUUUUUAGAUAUUUCAGUUUUUGAGGUUAUAAUUGCUUCACCACAAAACAACCGCAACAGAGAAACUAGUGUCUGCUUAUGUGCAAUGGGGUCCCCUGGGUGGGGCUGGGCUACUCAAUUACUUUAUUCCUCGUUCCCAAGUGCCUGGUGUCCACUCUUUGAUCUCCUCCCCUCACAGGGUGGGGGAUCACAGCCACAAUCCAAUGACCUAACCAUCUUUGCUAACAUUUCAUUAUGAAGAAAAAAAUUAAAUGAUUAUGGAAGUUGUGGUUGUAGUUUUCUCCAAUGCUGUGUGUAACCUUUGGGAGUUUGACAGAGGUGUUGGGUUGGCAGAUGUUGUUCAGGGUGGCUGAUUAUGUGCUCGGGUAGUAUAUUUUGUUUACCUCCUUUUUAGAGAAGAUAAGGUUGAUCUGGGCAGCAACUUAGCUGUUUGCUUGUAUUGAUAUGCAGUUUGUGACCUUUCUCCUUAAAGCGUUUGUGUCACUGGACAAAAAACGUAGAUCUUUUAACUAUUUUUCUGCUGAUCCUUUGCUGCAAAGAUAGUUUGUGUUUCCACUGUGAGUCCUGGUCAAACAGUGGCUCUAAUUUGGGUGUACAUUAAUUAGGCAGAAUUUACAAUAGCUCAUAGAUCAUCUACUACAUUCCUGGCCUUUUUGGUGUUGCUCAUUGAGCCUUUCUUUGGGUUCCCCCUGUGUUAAAUUUCACUUUUUUUUCGCUAUUCCAAGCAUUCCACUUUAUAACCUUUUCCAUUUUGCCUAAUGCAUAUUUCCACAUUGUUCUGUUUUUCCAAACACUGAAAUCCGAUUAAAUGUAUUAUUCGAGUGAGAUAAUUGAAACAAACUGAUAAUCGUGGCUCUACUGUACGUGAACCAUGAAGGAAUGUUUGGGGGGAAUGUGACAGGAAAUAACCAUCUCCCUGAUUCCAGCGGAUAAUUGGGGACUGUUGAGCUGGGGUGAGAAAGUCUGGUUCUGUUCAGAGUCAGGAGGCUGAGCUGCAUAUGGACUGCAAGGCCUGUCUGUCCAGACUACAUUGCUAUUCCCAGAGACGGUUUUGGUAAAUUCGGCUCUUAUUCAUUUUAGCGAGAGGCCAAAAUCUGCUUCCAAGCCCAGCUCAGCCUUUGCUGAAUGGGCUGCGGUUCUGAGCUACUGUCUGGUUCCUUGAGAAUACGACUCCAGUUAGUGAAGGUAAGUAACUGAUCAGAAAUCUUUUUAACUUCUCUGCGUUUUAUUUGCAUUUAGUUCUCUUUAACCGCCAGGUUGGCAACUUUGAUCAAUUAGAAUCAGGACUAGGGAUUCCCUGACUGCAGCUCAGGGGGUCAGCUCAGUGGUUGGACUCACCAUACUCUCAAGAACAGCUCAAGCCAAAUCAUGUGAAUUGGAGGAGUGUUUUGAAUGACUUGUAAGUUCUUAGAAAAAAACACGGCAAACAAGCUUGAAUGACUUUCAGUGUAACAGAACGCUCCGGGCAGAUUGCCCAGACGCUGGUUAUUGUGAAAAGAUUCCAGGCUGAUCAUUGUUUUGUUUUUGUAUGGGAAAUACACAGAAAACCUUAGAACUCAAUCUAUUCAAACUGCUGGAGGAUAGUUUGUUUCAUUUCCUGUUUGAUUUGUAAUAGCACCCACCAUUCUUAUUUUCCAACUGUAGCUGCACUGUGGCUGAGGCUUCAUAAUACACAAUGUGUGGAUCCAGUGCACACUCUGCUGUGGGUUUUAUUCUUAAUUUUGAGUGGGAGAAAGUGCAAUUCUCCAAUAUGCAAUCUGUGGAAAAGUAAUUAAACAGGUUUGGUAUGAAGAGCUGAGCGGCAAACUCCACAUAUAAUGAAACACUAUAUUCAGACAUUUCUCUUACUUUUUUUUACCUCAUUCUCUUCAUCCAAUAUAACAAUGGUGGAAACCAGGUUUUUGCACAAAGCACUUGUUUGUCUGUCUCCUGUUUUUACUGUACAUUGCAGCUGAUUGUGGUUUGUCUGGACAAAUUAUUAUCUGAGCUCAAGUUGACCCGUGUUUCAAAGAAUUGAGUGUGAUAUAAUGGGGCCCUUUCAUACAAACAUUUGAGCUCUGCACUCCCUUGAAAAGAAUACUUUUCUUACUCUAUAUGUUUCAAAAUACAUGUUGGUUGUUUAAAUACAGUAUUGUGUUUGUAACAUUCUGAUUUAUAAGUGUAUGUGAGUAUAUAUUGUACUGUUGAGUUCUGUGCCAUUCCCUUGUGCUGUGUAUAUAGGAACACUAAAGUAGGAUUAUUGCGAUUCCCAAAUGUAUUUUUCACUGUUAUGUUUUCAUUGUAAGACUUCUCAGAGAAGGGACAAUCUCUUAAAUUUAUGUCAUAGUCUUAAUCAGAAGUCAUUCUGUCUUCGGCUUGGAAGUGAUCUCUGUUUAAAUUCAUGUUUUGUGAUUGCGUUUGUAACAUGACAGCUCAUGUGUUGUGCGCGUGUGUUGUGUGUGUGGAAGGGAUGCCGUUGUGUGUUUGAUACGUGAUCCAUUCCCUCAGUGGCCUACUUUGUGGAGCUAGAGUCAGUGCCUCGAGAAGAUUUUUGUAUAGAAUUAUUUUGAUAUGAGUAAUUGGUGAUGUCCUGAUUUUAGUUUUGUAGGGUUGCUUUCAAUUGGGAUGGGGAGGGGAACCAUAAAGCCGUCCUUUAUUUUUAUUAGCGGUCUGUGUUCAGCUGUUUUUUUUAAAUGAAUGGUUUAAAUUAAGUGCUGCCCGUUGUGCUUCUGUAUGUGUCUAUAAUAAGAUGUAA
This is a messenger RNA of Callorhinchus milii (elephant shark), 5344 nucleotides long. It is a transcript of the gene klhl11, whose product is annotated as kelch-like family member 11. The transcript is spliced from 2 exons. Bases 1 to 2058 code for a protein of 685 amino acids. Lineage: Eukaryota; Metazoa; Chordata; Chondrichthyes; Chimaeriformes; Callorhinchidae. Gene Ontology annotation, molecular function: protein binding. The record is from RefSeq and is a predicted model, not a curated record.